Diachasma alloeum is the source of this 5097-nucleotide messenger RNA. Its product is annotated as collagen alpha-5(IV) chain-like. The transcript is spliced from 7 exons. Lineage: Eukaryota; Metazoa; Arthropoda; Insecta; Hymenoptera; Braconidae. The coding region runs from base 77 to 4942 and encodes 1621 amino acids. The record is from RefSeq and is a predicted model, not a curated record.
UCAAACACCUCUAGGUCGGCGACGAGACUCGACGGAUUGGCAGUGUCGAGGAGCAUCGCCGUCCGACGAUAUCAUCAUGCGGUACCUACUCGCUGUCGUCCUAUUCCUGUCGGGAACCACCCUGGGAAGACACCAUUAUCCAAGUGAGAUUCAAGAAAAAACGAGAUUCGAUCGUUCUGUGGGUCAAAAUGAUCUUCAGAAUUCAGACGUUGAGGCUUAUGUUGAUGAGGAAACGAAAUAUGAAGCAUUCAGGCAACGGAACUCUAAAUCAGAGAUUUGUUUUUUGAGAAAAUCCAACGGAAAAAAUGAGGAAUGGCAUUUUACGACGAAUAAUCGCGGUAAAAUUGUUUUCCCGUCUGGUCUGGAUCUAACGAGAGUCGAGGCCUGGAAGUUGGCGGGAGGUAGAAUCGUAGACUUCUGCGAUGGAAUAAAGAUAAUACUGGUCGAGGAGAAUCGCCCAGCUCGCAGCGAGAACCAAGAUCCAUUUUUCAACGAAAUUCCUCUCGACGAGAAUGACAUAGUACAAAAGCGCGUAGUGGAUGUUGUUUUGGAGCCCUUGAGAACGCGGGCAAAACGUGAGAUUAUCCUAGAAGAACGCGAAAAGCAAAAUUCCGAAUUUGCGAGGGCACGUCGACAGGUGCGCGGGAGAUUCCGCGGUCAAACACAGUCGCAAUAUUUGAAUCUUGGCAAAGAUGCGACUAAAGAGGGAAAAGCUGAAGCCGAGGCUACAGAUCAGAGUUCACGGGCAGUUGUCAGCGGGACGAGUGGAAUGGGCCAAGCGCAGAGUAUGUCAUUAGGUGGUUCCUGCGAAGACUGUCCGGGUUACCCAGGUUACGCAGGUGUCGUCCCACCAGGGCAAUACGUACGGCCGGGUUUGCCCGGAAUCACUGGACCUGGAGAGGUUGUAAUCCCUGGAACUCCAGGAGUGUCGUAUCCACACACUGUUCCUGGAGGACGGCCCGGAGUAUCGUAUCCUGGUUAUCCUGGUGGGGUAGUUCAACCUCCAAGCACAGGAUUGCAGCCCGGCCAACCGGGAGUGUCAUAUCCGCCGGGUUAUCCUGGAGGAAUAGUAACAACUCCCGGAGUACAGCCUGGACAACCAGGAGUUUCGUAUCCCGGUUACCCUGGCGGAGUGGUACCCCCAGGAACAGGAGUACAGCCGGGUCAACCAGGAGUACAACCGGGGAGACCUGGAAUUUCCUAUCCACCUGGUUAUCCCGGUGGAGUUGCAACGACGCCUGGAGUACAACCGGGACAGCCGGGAGUGUCAUAUCCAGGGGGAGUAACGGCAGGAGUGCAGCCAGGUCAGCCAGGAGUCUCGUAUCCACCUGGUUACCCAGGUGGCGUCGUAACGACUCCUGGGGUGCAGCCAGGUCAGUCCGGAGUGUCCUAUCCCCCUGGUUACCCGGGAGGCCAACCAGGGGUGUCUUACCCAGGUGGGAUAGGACCUGGAGUUCAACCAGGACAACCAGGAGUAUCUUACCCGUCCGGUUACCCUGGAGGUGUAGUAACACGACCUGGAGCGCAACCAGGACAACCGGGAGUAUCGUAUCCAGGUGGAGUACAGCCGGGUCAGCCAGGUGUAUCAUAUCCGGGAGGACAACCAGGAGGGUCAUAUCCAGGUGGAGUACAGCCAGGACAGCCAGGUGUAUCCUAUCCGGGAGGACGACCAGGAGUCUCAUACCCAGGUGGAAUAUCGCCUGGUUACCCUGGAGGUGUGGUGACGCCUCCAGGAGUACAGCCCGGACAGCCAGGAGUUUCAUAUCCACCUGGUUAUCCAGGGGGGCAGCCUGGAGUAUCAUAUCCUGGAGCGCAACCUGGUGUCUCAUAUCCUGGUGGAGUGUCGCCUGGUUACCCUGGAGGUGUAGUAACCACUCCAGGAGUGCGGCCAGGGCAGCCAGGAGUUUUAUAUCCACCAAGUUAUCCUGGAGGCGCGAUCACAACUCCUGGAGUGCAGCCAGGCCAACCAGGAGUAAGCUACCCUGGUUAUCCUGGAGGAGUUGCAACGACCCCUGGAGCGCAACCUGGACAACCUGGAGUAUCUUACCCACCUGGAUAUCCUGGAGGCACCAUCCCUGGAGUGCAGCCAGGUCAACCGGGUGUCUCAUAUCCACCUGGUUAUCCUGGAGGAGUCGGAGCGAUCCCUGGACAGCAACCUGGACAGCCAGGAGUGUCUUAUCCCCCCGGCUUUCCGGGAGGAGUAGUAACCGCACCAGGAGUUCAACCAGGCCAGCCUGGAGUAUCUUAUCCUCCUGGAUAUCCUGCAGGUGUACUGACGACGCCAGGAGGGCAACCUGGUACCUCGUAUCCAGGUGGUGUUUCACCUGGAGUACAGCCUGGACAACCCGGUGUCUUGUAUCCAGGAGGUGUUCCUCCAGGAGUACAGCCUGGACAACCUGGUGUCUCGUAUCCAGGAGGUGUUCCUCCAGGAGUACAGCCUGGACAACCUGGUGUCUCGUAUCCAGGAGGUGUUCCUCCAGGAGUACAACCAGGACAACCCGGUGUCUCGUAUCCAGAAAGCGUUUCUCCAGGAGUACAGCCCGGACAACCGGGUGUCUCGUAUCCAGGAGGUGUUCCUCCAGGAGUACAGCCUGGACAACCUGGUGUCUCGUAUCCAGGAGGUGUUCCUCCAGGAGUACAGCCUGGACAACCUGGUGUCUCGUAUCCAGGAGGUGUUGUUCCAGGAGUACAACCAGGGCAACCAGGUAUUUCGUAUCCAGGUGGCGUACCACCUGGGGGACAACCCGGCGUGUCGUAUCCGGAUGGGGUACCAGGAGUGUCUUAUCCGCCUGGUUACCCCGGAGGUCUAGUGACAACACCAGGAGUACAGCCAGGACAACCAGGAGUAUUUUACCCGCCUAGCUACCCUGGGGGUGUAGCAACCACUCCUGGUGUUCAACCCGGACAACCAGGAGUACUAUAUCCAGGUGGAGUACCACCAGGGGUCCAGCCAGGACAGCCAGGAGUGUCAUACCCAGGUGGGGUCCCGCCAGGAGUACAGCCAGGACAACCAGGAAUAUCCUAUCCCUCAGGUUAUCCCGGAGGCGCAGUAACAACACCUGGGGUACCACCAGGAGUAUCGUAUCCAGGUGGAGUACCACCCGGAGUGCAGCCGGGUCAACCAGGUGUAUCCUAUCCAUCUGGUUACCCCGGAGGCGUUGUCACAACACCAGGAUUGCAACCAGGACAGCCAGGAGUGUCAUAUCCAGGCGGAAUACCUCCAGGAGUUCAGCCAGGUCAACCUGGAGUAUCGUAUCCCGGUUAUCCAGGCGGAGUAGUACCAGCCCCGGGCAUCCCAGGUACAAUAGUCUACCCUCCCGGAGCUCUAGGAGUACCACCCUCAAACAUCGCAUAUCCUCCGGGCGCACCAGGAGCCGUGCCAGCAGGUGCAGGUGACGAUGACUCCCACGCCUCGAGUUCAGUCACACAAACCGAUGACGGAACCGAAGCGAGUGCUUCCGCAGACGGUCGACUCGGCGAAGGAACCGCACAAUCCAAAGUCAGCGGAAUCUACACCGGCGCUGGAUCAUUUUCCGCGCAAGCGGGAACCAGUGACGGCAAAAAAGGCGCCCAAACCCAGGUAUCCGGAGGUAAAGAAGGAGCCAUAAGCAGUGCCCAGGGCACUGGAGGUCUCGGUAAAAGUCAGGCGCAAGUUCAACUCAACUCCGACACUGGAGCGACAUCGACCGACGCUCAGAGCAGCGGAUGGAACCACGGAACGAGUUCUCAGGUUCAAGCAAGUGAAAAGGGAGGACUGGCUGAUGCACAAGCAAACGGUGAGGGAAGCACCUCCAGUCAGGCGCAGAUCGGUUUCCAGCCAUACUCGGGGUCCCGGGAACAGGAGGAAACCCCCUCUAAACCGUUCCGAGGAGGAGGAACAGCGACUGCACAGAGUGGAACUUACCAGGGGCAGUCGCAAUCGCAAAUCCAAGGAUCUUUUCAAUACGGAAUCAGUUAUACCGGAGCAGCUCAAGCAGGAUCAGGGUCCGGCGCUGCUGCCUCGAGGAAACCCUUCAAUUUCACCAAUUCAGAUCCCAAUCUCUUCAAAAAAAUCGAAAAACCGGAUCCCAUCUCCAUCUCGAGAGACGAACCAUCACCCUCUACUCUUCCUCCCCCUUAUCAGCCUCAACAACCUGAUUCAACAGCAGCUUCUUCAGGAGAACAGUCACUGAGGACUUCAUCCUCAUCCCGAAAAAUAGUAAUUGCGAAAACAAUACCGCACAUGAAUCCGCCCAGCGAAAAACCCCGAGAGGAACCAGCUUACGAUCCAGAGAACGAAGAAUAUGACGACGAUGAGUACGACGACGACGACGCAGAUUACGAUUCAACAACAACGAGAGUUCGAAGCGGCGGGGAAGGGUAUAGACAGACUCAAUUGAUCAGAGUUGCAACUGCGAAGAAAUAUGACGCGAAUGUGCAGCAAGAAUCUUCUAAAUUUCACGAGGGUGAUAUUUUCCAGCCCGGUGAGGCUCUUCCAGGUUACACAGUCCCUCAAGGCUUCAGAGCGAAGAUCGCAUCAGUUUCAGGGGAACGAACUCAGGCCCAAGGUGGAAAUUCACAAGCGCAAACCGUAUCUUUGACCCCAGCUACACAAGAUCGCUCACAGUUACUGAAGAAUGGUGAUUCUAGAUACAAGAGUCUGCAUGGAUCUACGGGAAGCUAUAGUAGGAAUUCUCACAACUAUCCAAAGCCUCUGAGCGCUAGCAUCACUAGAUCCAUGAACCCAACUCCAGUGAAGCCAAAUUACGUGACAGUGACUAAUAGUGUGACAGGAAAAAUGGAUGACCCCCGAAGAAAAUACGAGCAUCGUUAUUACACGAAGAGCUCUACCUGCGGUUAUUUCACAUUCUCUUGUAACAUUGUGCAUGGCUCCAAUGGCAGGACCAAGAUUUGUAAGCCAAAAAUGCCGACCUACUCCGAUGGAACGCCCAUGAAGUGCUGAUGAUCGUGCAAUGAGACUCAGACAAUCACGUAUGUCAUAAUCAAAUACCCACACCUAUGAAUUUCAUGUUAUACUGAUACACAAUACGCUUGCUCCCAUAUACAUCACUCCGCAAAAUAUUUAUAUAUUUAUAAAUAAAAGUAUGAAGUCUUGAA